This is a messenger RNA of Girardinichthys multiradiatus, 2529 nucleotides long. RefSeq names its product gastrula zinc finger protein XlCGF57.1-like. Gene Ontology annotation, biological process: regulation of transcription by RNA polymerase II. Gene Ontology annotation, molecular function: DNA-binding transcription activator activity, RNA polymerase II-specific; RNA polymerase II cis-regulatory region sequence-specific DNA binding. Lineage: Eukaryota; Metazoa; Chordata; Actinopteri; Cyprinodontiformes; Goodeidae. The transcript has 3 exons. The record is from RefSeq and is a predicted model, not a curated record. Gene Ontology annotation, cellular component: nucleus. Bases 141 to 2057 code for a protein of 638 amino acids.
UUCCGGUUCCGCUGGCCCCGCCCCCUCUCCCGAAACACGUGGAUCUCUUCCGGGUUCUUCAUCCUUUGUUCCCUGUUCGUCAGCAGCCCAGAAGCGGGAGUGUUGAUAAAGCUGUAAGAGAGCUGCAGCAGCAGCAGUUGAUGAACUCUGGAAAGAAGUCCAGCAGCUUGAGGAACAUCUGGUCAAAGAAACUGGAGGGAAGCAGGAGCUCAAACAGCGGCAGGACGCAGCAGAGGAAGAGACACCAGAUGAUGGAUGAUGUUUUCCAGCCCAGAUUAGUGCUGCCAGCAGAUGUUAAAGAAGAGGCUCCUGAAGAACAGAGUCCUGAUGUGGAUCAGCAGGAGCCAGAGCCCCUCCAGAUAAAGGAGGAACAGGAGGAACUCUGGACCAGUCAGGAAGGAGAGCAGCUCACUGUGAAGGAGGAGACUGAUACCAGGUUUCCAUUAACUGCAGCUCCUAUCAAGAAUGUUAAAGAAGAGGCUCCUGAAGAACAGAGUCCUGAUCUGGACCAGCAGGAGCUGCAGAUCCUCCACAUAAAGGAGGAAAGUGAAAGAAUCUGGGCCAACCAGGAUGGAGAACAACUGAAUGUGAAGAAGGAGACUGAUGAUACCAGGUUUCCAUUAACUGUUGUUCAUAUGAAGAGUGAAGAGGAUGAAGGGAAACCUCUGUUCUCUCAGCUUCAUCAACAUCAAACAGAAGACAAAGAUCUUCCAAACAGCAGCUCAGGUGACCAGAUAAAAGCAGAAAUUAAAGUAGAGGACUGUGGAGCAGCAGAAUCCAGCAGGAUCCCAGAUCUAAAUACUCAUGGAGACACUUCCAACUAUUCAGAGACUGAAGACAGUGAAGAUGAUGAAGAGGAUCACGACUCUGAGCUAAAACGCAUAUCAGACUCUGAAACUGAAGACAGUGAGGAUGAUUGGAAGGACAGCAGGACUCCAGGAUCAGGCAGAAACACUGUCAACAAAUCUUUGAGCUGCUCUGAGUGUGGAGGAAAAUUUGCUAACAGACGCUCUCUUCAGAGUCACAUGACGUGUCAUCCAAGAUUAACGUCUUCAGAUUGUUCUGGUAAUGAGACGUGUUUCAGAGAAAAUAAAAUAAUGGAUUCACAGACAAAAGUCCAGACGAGUAGUAAAAAUUUAAACUGUGGUGAGUGUGGUAAAAGUUUUGACCAAAUACCAAAACUAAACAGACACAUGACAGUCCACACAGGGGAAAAACCCUUUGGUUGUGAUGCUUGUGAAAAAAGAUUUGCUUACAGGUCAAAUUUAAGUAAACACAAGAGAAUCCACACAGGACACAAACAAUUUGGUUGUGAUGCAUGUGGAAAAAGGUUUUACCAGAUGUCACAUUUAAAAAAACAUAUGAGAAUCCACACAGAAGACAACUCCUUUGGUUGUGGCGCAUGUGGAGAAAAAUUUAAACGAAAAUCAAUUUUAAACCAGCACAUAAAAACCCACACAGGGGACAAACCCCUUGUUUGUGAUAUUUGUGGGAAAAGAUUUAACCGAAAAUCACAUUUAAACCUGCACAAAAAAACCCACACCGGGGAGAAACCCAUUAGUUGUGAUGUUUGUGGAAAAAGAUUUGCUGACCAGUCAUAUUUAAACAAGCAUAUGAGAAUGCACACGGGAGACAAACCCUUUGGUUGUGAUGCAUGUGGAAAAAGAUUUGGCUGGAAGUCACAUUUAAAUGUACACGUGAGAAUCCACACAGGAGAAAAACCUUUUGGAUGUGAUAGUUGUGGAAAAAGAUUUUACCAAAAGUCAGAUUUAAACAAACACCUGAGUAUCCACGUAGGAGACAAACCCUUUAGUUGUGGUACAUGUGGAAAAGAAUUUAACCGAAAAUCAUCUUUUAACCAGCACACAAAAGACCACACACAGGAGAAACCCUUCAGUUGUGAUGCAUGUGGAAAAAAAUUUGCCUACAAGUCACAAAUAAACACACACAGGAGAAUCCACACAAGAAACAAACCCUUUACAUGUAGUAGUUGUGGAAAACAAUUUGCCGACAAGUCAUAUUUCAACAAGCAUAUGAGAAUGCACACAGGAGACUAACCAUUUGAUUGUGAUGCAUGUAGAAAAAAAUUGCUUCAACCUCAAAUUCUUAACAAACUCACAACAAUCCACACAGCAGAGAGAAUCCCUUUGGUUGAGAGGUAGUGCUAAUUUUAUUUUAUUUUAUUUUUUUUGCCUUACCGUCAUCUUUAAACAUACACACACGAGUCCAAACUGGAAAUAAAUAUUUUGGGUGUGAUAAUUGUAGUAAAAACUUUACAUUUGGGUCAAGUAUAAACCAACACAGUAGAAUUUACACGAAAGAAAACUCCUUGCUGGUUAUGAUUGAGGAAAAGAUUUAAGCAUUAUUUAAGCCCCAUUUCGAUCAUAGAGUAGCAAUAAACUUGCAGCCAGGAACACCCCAUUGUGGAUAACUUUGUUCUUUCACAGAAAUAUUUUUAGGAGUUGCUCUCUGGUGGAAUUACCAGUAUUGCAGGAAAGUACUGUACAAAUAAAGAAAAUAAAACACAAA